UUACCGCAAGACGCAUUAAUCAACUAGUUACUGUAUGUGCCAAUAUGUUGAAAUCACAUUUUAACCUUCAAAACAAAACGGAACCGGAACAAGAUCAAUUUCUAGAGACAAGUGAGACAGAAGAGGCCCAAGACAAACAAGAUGCACAGGACGCACUAGAAGGCGAGGGUCUCAGCGAAGAGGAGGUUACUGAGCAAAAAGUUGUUUACCCGGAGAGACGGUUGAAUAGAUCCGAAGUAAGCGUUCGACUGAGUCUACUUGGGAAAACUGCUGAAGGAGACGGGUACACAUAUUUAAAGGCCACGUGCACCGGAAUGAGUCUGACGAACAUAUCCGCUAUUAGAUCCUUUCAACACCUACAAUUCGUGAACUUUUCCAAUAACAACUUGGACUUGGAGAGCUUACAAGAUGUCACCGCACUGCCAUUCCUCGUAUUAAUACACGCCGACAAGAACGUACUAUACUCUGCAGCUCUUAAGAAAAUGAAGUACAUGCAAGUUAUUAUAAUGAACAAUAACUUUUUAACGUCCGUUCACGAUGUUUACCAGCCAGAACUGUGCACAUUGGAAGUCGGUUACAAUAAAAUCAAAGAAAUCUCAUUUGCCAAUAAAAUGCCUCAUAUAAAAUGCUUAGACUUCAGAUAUAAUUUGAUUCAAGAAAUCCACGAUAUCGACUUUCCGAACUUAGACAGCUUAUAUUUGGCUGGAAAUAAAAUUACUAGUCUAGUUGGUAUAGAAAGACUGGUGAAUUUAAGAAUUUUACACGUACGUUAUAAUCCAAUAAAAUUAUUGAAUGGUUUCGAUGCUGGAUUGAAGAAGCUACAGUACAUAAAUUUGCGCAACUGUAAAGUCGCCACCUUAAAACAAGUCAAGAAAUUACGAGUUUUGCCCGGUCUAGAAACUCUAAUAUUAAAAGGUUGCCCUUACAUGGGUGGCACAGGAGAAGAAGAUGAUGAAGUAGGAGUAGAGGAAGAAGACACAGAUUUAAGAGUUGAAGUUCUCGCAUCGCUUCCAAAGCUAAAACGAAUCAAUAAAGGAGCUUGUACUCCCGAGGAAAGGUCUGAAGCUAAAGAACUUAUCAAACAAUGGAUCGAAGAAGGCGAGAAUGAUGAAGAGGAAGUAGUUGAAGAGCAAGAACUCGAGGAAAACUCUAACGCAGACUGAUUCCUAUCAACCCACCACGCUCAAAUGUAUAGACUUAUAGAAAGCAUGAGCAUCGCUAGUCGUCACUCGUCUCUUAGUCUGAGGCUUUUAUCUCUCUCCCUCUAUCUCGCUCUCGCUCUCUCUCUCCCUCUCUAUCUCCUCAUGUCCGUACUC
Pararge aegeria (speckled wood butterfly) is the source of this 1316-nucleotide messenger RNA. RefSeq names its product leucine-rich repeat-containing protein 23-like. The record is from RefSeq and is a predicted model, not a curated record. Gene Ontology annotation, molecular function: protein binding. The coding region runs from base 45 to 1163 and encodes 372 amino acids. Lineage: Eukaryota; Metazoa; Arthropoda; Insecta; Lepidoptera; Nymphalidae. The transcript has 5 exons.